CAGGAUUCCUAGAGCCGUAUCUCAGAAUCGUAUGCACAUAGGUUGCAGUUAAGUCUUGCUCAAAGAUUUCUGGGAGAACCAAGAACUUUCGUUGUUAAUGGAAGUGUGGCAACUGGAGCAGGUGACAAAGAACAAGCCCUUGCUAGUCCCUCCUUCAUUCACUCCACACAUGGGUUGCUUGUGGCGUCUGGGCUGCUUGGUCUCCAAUGGUAGCAGAACACAGCAAAAAUCCAUGUGUUCUGCCUGGUGGCUGUGUGUGGCUGGCCUCCUAGGGGCCUGCAGGCUGGGCAUGGAUGCCGUGGAGGACACUCCCUGUGCUGGACUGGCUGGAGCGAGGGCAGAUAGAGUGGACGGGGCUUGGACAUUCUGGAUGAAGAGCCAGUGGCCUCAGGGCAGAAAUGACACCAAGGUGAAGAACCGGAGUCCUGGGGGUGUAACAAGCCCAGGUCCUCAAGGCAAGGGUGGGAACUCACGAGCGCCCAACUCCAAGCUGUGUCCUCGCCCCGCAAGCUUGUGCUGGUCACUGCUGCCCUGUGCCCCCCGGAUAGAACCACUGCUGGAGGAGAAGCCUUUCUCAGAGCCCUGGGGAAGGGGAUGGCCAGGCCACAUACACUCCUGGCCCUGCUCCACUGGCUGCACUGGAGUGGCAUCUGGAUGGACAGCAGCCGGCUGGAGACUGGGAGGUGGCCUGGGCGCAGGAGGCUGGAGCGCUGAGCAGCAUGUGCUGCAGGGCAGCAGGACGCAGGGGCCUUCCAGCCGGACUCGCACGUGGCACUCUCUGGGGCAGGUGGUGACAGGAGGCAGACACGCUCCAGGGGAAUCCCUCAGUCACCACGCUCCAGGAACUUUCGCCUCACGUUUAGAACCAGGGUAGAUUUGGAGACUCCUGGGAUCUUUUGACAAAAUUUCUCUCCAGUCUCUAAGUACAAAGGAUGCUCCUAUAAAGGUCCAGAUGGCAAGCCCGGGA
Molecule: messenger RNA, 967 nt
Organism: Symphalangus syndactylus (siamang)
Lineage: Eukaryota; Metazoa; Chordata; Mammalia; Primates; Hylobatidae
Source: RefSeq, a predicted model, not a curated record